Molecule: messenger RNA, 1925 nt
Organism: Gloeophyllum trabeum ATCC 11539
Lineage: Eukaryota; Fungi; Basidiomycota; Agaricomycetes; Gloeophyllales; Gloeophyllaceae
Product: P-loop containing nucleoside triphosphate hydrolase protein
Exons: 1
Coding region: 153-1760 (535 amino acids)
Biological process (GO): protein insertion into mitochondrial inner membrane from matrix; mitochondrial respiratory chain complex III assembly
Cellular component (GO): mitochondrial inner membrane
Molecular function (GO): ATP binding; ATP hydrolysis activity
Source: RefSeq, a predicted model, not a curated record
GUCCGACCGGUGACUCGUCCAGACAAAUGACUGGUCCAUUGUUCGCCCUUUUACAGCAUGAGGCUCUUCCGGUACCGAUGGCGAUGAAAGGGGACAGUAUAUAACUUCCCUUGUGAUGACCAGCGUAAAUUCAGUCUUCCAGCCCUAUCGCUAUGGUGCAGAUGGAUUCGGCACAGCCGAACAUACUGGGUUUCCUCCUGGCCAAUACGAUCGGUGCAUCGUCCGCCAACGCCACUUCCUCGCAUAAUGCCACAUCCACGUCCACAUCCCCAGCCUCAGCCUCCGCUGCGUCCUUCUUCUCCCUCCUCUUCUCGCCCGCCCUCUUCGAGUACGCAAAAUGGAUGCUCAUGGGCAGCCUCAUCCCCUACCUUCAGCAAAUCGGUACGUGGCUCUACGAGAAAGCGCUCUCCUCCAUGUUCGUCUCCGCCUCCUUCACUGAGGGCGACGCUGCGUAUGAUUGGAUGAUGACCUGGCUCGCGAAGCACCCCAAGUGGCGGCGCGCCCGCCAAGUCGAGGUCACCACGCGCCAUGGGUGCAACGACGGCGCGCGUGCGGUGCCCGACGACGACGACCCGCACGCCGAGGCCGGCGUGACCAAGUUCUCCUACAUCCCCUGCGUCUCCUCGACGCAGUGGAUGUUCUUCCGCGGGCACUGGAUGUCCGUGUGCCGCUCGAAGGACAACACGGGCUGGUACGGCAAGAUGGAGGAGACGCUGCGCGUGCGCAUUCUCUCGUGGGACCAGCGCGUGCUCACCGCGCUCCUGCACGACGCGCGUGCGCACUACGACGCCGACAAGCACAGCACGAUCCAUAUCUACGCGGCCGACGGCGACAACGAGUGGCGCUCGGUGGGCAAACGGCCCAAGCGCCCCCUGCGCUCGAUCGUACUGGCUCCGGGCGUGAAGGAGGACGUGCUCGCCGACGCACGCGAGUUCCUCGCGAGCAAGGAGUGGUACAACGACCGCGGGAUCCCGUUCCGCCGCGGGUACCUCCUCUACGGCGCGCCCGGGAGUGGCAAGACGAGCCUCAUCCAGAGUCUGGCCGGCGAGCUCGGGCUGAACGUGUAUAUCAUCACGCUCAGCCGCGCGGGGAUGGACGACGCGACGCUCUGCCAGCUCAUCUCCAACCUGCCCGACCAGAGCAUCGCGAUCAUGGAGGACAUCGACGCCGCCUUCACGCAGGGCAUCAACCGCGAGUCCGCUGACCCCGCUAAGCCAGCCUCCGCUGCCGCCCCGCCCCGAUCGCCGCAGGGGGAGGCGGGCGGGAGCAGAGUGACGCUGAGCGGGCUGUUGAACGCGAUCGACGGUGUGGGGGCGCAGGAGGGGCGCAUCCUCUUCGCGACGACGAACAAGUACCACAGCCUCGAUCCCGCACUGUGCCGCCCCGGGCGGAUGGACAAGCACAUCGAGUUCCGCCUCGCGAGCCGCUACCAGGCGCGCGAGCUCUUCCUUGCGUUCUACGAGCCGCCGCGGAAGCGCGAGCGGGAGGAGAGGGAAAAGGAGAAGGAGAGGGAAGGGCAGGAGAAGUGGGAGCGCGACAGCGGGUUCGAGGAGAAGCUUGUGGACGUGUCGCCGCCCUCGGAGCUGGAUGAGCUCGCGGAGCAGUUCGCGACGGCGAUACCCGAGCGCGAGUGCUCGAUGGCGACCUUGCAAGGGUACCUGAUGCAAUACAAGACGAGCCCGCGGGAUGCGGCACUGAAUGCUGCUGCAUGGGCGAUGGAGCAGAGGGAGGAGCAGAAGAGGAGGGCAGCGGGGGCGUGAUGGGAUGAGGGAGUGGUUAGGUUAGGAUAUACCCGCCUGGGUCACUUGCUCGUACGGUGGGAUGCUUUGGUGGCUUUUCGGUACGAGUGGACUCGGACAUUACUGUAUACCCUGUUGCACGCAGAUUUUGAUGUAAAAUGGUAUAACGACAAUUUACGACUCGGA